GGUGUAGUCACAGAAGGACAAAUUUGGACUAUUGACUAUGGCCGGAAGUCCAUACUCUCUCUCUCUCGCUUUAUGUACUCUCUCUGAUCUCCAACACUGGCAUCGUCUCUCUUUUUCUCUCUCCUAUACUUUCUUUCUCUCUCUAUAAGUAGUUUAAACCAGAAGGGUUUGUUUAGAAACCGAGAAAGGUAGAGAAAAAGAGACAAUUUUCUUGUAUUUUGAUCUGGGUGGGACAUGGAAGGAGGUGUACAUCCAGGAACAGAUGCCUCAGCUUUCAGAGACUGCUUUUCUCUGGCUUGGAAGAACCCUUAUGUCCUUCGUCUUGCUUUUUCCGCUGGGAUUGGUGGCCUUCUCUUUGGAUAUGACACUGGAGUCAUAUCAGGUGCUCUUUUGUACAUAAGGGAUGACUUCAAGGCUGUGGAUAGGAAGACUGUCUUACAGGAGAGCAUUGUAAGCAUGGCGGUUGCCGGUGCAAUCAUAGGCGCAGCGGUUGGCGGGUGGUUAAAUGAUAGGUUUGGAAGGAGAACCACCAUCCUAGUCGCUGAUUUCCUAUUCUUCAUCGGAGCUGUUGUCAUGGCAUCAGCUCCAAACCCGGCACUCCUCAUCAUUGGCCGGGUUUUCGUUGGACUGGGCGUUGGAAUGGCUUCGAUGACAUCCCCAUUGUACAUCUCGGAGGCUUCUCCGGCCAAGGUUAGGGGGGCCCUAGUCAGUACUAACGGCUUUCUAAUCACUGGAGGCCAGUUCUUGUCGUACCUUAUCAACUUAGCCUUUACCAAGGCACCCGGGUCUUGGCGUUGGAUGCUUGGAGUUGCUGGAGUUCCGGCUGUCUUGCAGUUCAUUUUGAUGCUGCUUCUUCCAGAAUCGCCUCGUUGGCUUUACCGAAAGGGAAGAGAAGAAGAAGCCAAGACCAUUUUAAGGAAAAUUUACCCGGAAAAUGAGGUCGAAACAGAGAUCCUAGCUCUCAAGGAGUCGGUGGAAAAAGAAAUUGAGGAAAAGCAGUCUUCUGAGAAGAUCAGCUUCAUCAAACUAUUGCAAACCAAAACAGUGAGAAGAGGACUCACAGCCGGUGUCGGUCUUCAGGUCUUCCAACAAUUUGUGGGCAUAAACACGGUGAUGUAUUACAGUCCCACCAUAGUUCAGCUGGCCGGUAUUGCAUCUAACCGAACUGCUCUGCUACUCUCGCUGGUCACUGCCGGGCUCAAUGCCUUGGGCUCCAUUGUGAGCAUAUACUUCAUUGACAGGACUGGAAGGAAGAAGCUUUUGGUCAUCAGUUUGUGUGGUGUUAUUAUCUCACUUGGGCUUCUCUCAGCAGUAUUUCACGAGACAACGUCAAACUCACCUGCUGUUAGCCCCGCUGAAACGUCUCACUUUGCAGCGUACACCUGCCCAGACUAUAGCUCGUCCGGAUCUUCUGUGACGUGGGAUUGUAUGAAGUGUUUAAAGGCCAAUUCUCCAGACUGCGGGUUCUGUGCUUCAUCUACUAAUAAGCUAUUUCCUGGGGCUUGUUUGAUCUCAAAUGACACAGUGAAGAAGGAUAUUUGUCAUGGAGAUGACAGAUUAUGGUACACAAGGGGAUGCCCAAGUAAAUAUGGUUGGCUUGCACUGAUAGGUCUAGCACUAUACAUCAUCUUCUUCUCUCCUGGAAUGGGCACAGUCCCAUGGAUUGUCAACUCAGAAAUCUACCCUUUGAGGUAUCGAGGCGUCUGCGGAGGCAUAGCUGCGACAGCAAACUGGAUCUCAAAUCUCAUCGUUGCACAAUCCUUCCUCUCCCUGACUGAGGCAAUAGGGACUUCGUGGACUUUCCUCAUAUUCGGGGUGAUAUCCGUUGUAGCCCUGUUCUUUGUCCUGAUUUAUGUUCCGGAAACUAAAGGGCUCCCCAUCGAGGAGGUUGAGAUGAUGUUGGAGACGAGAACUCUGCAGUUUAAGUUCUGGGAGAAAAGGCCCGAUGAUGGAAAGAAGAAUCAAGAUGCGUGAAAGAAAAGCCAAGAUCUGGAGUAUAGAUUAGUUGUGUUCCAAAUGAGAACUCUAAGCAUUAGACAGGGUUUUCCAACUUUUUUACUGCUAAUUUCUCUAAUAAUGUCUGGAAAAAAAAUAGGUCAGCUUAAAUGUAUGGGCACAUCCAUAGAACUUUGAAUGUAUUAGUAAAUGGGAAAUGUCCAAGGAGCUUUAGCAUUGAACUGCUGAAGUGUCAGAUUGGUUGAAAUUUUUUU
Ilex paraguariensis (yerba mate) is the source of this 2210-nucleotide messenger RNA. The record is from the annotation of a GenBank genome assembly. NCBI's taxonomy places the organism in Eukaryota, Viridiplantae, Streptophyta, Magnoliopsida, Aquifoliales, Aquifoliaceae.